Messenger RNA from Sycon ciliatum, 1137 nucleotides. RefSeq lists its product as uncharacterized. The transcript has 7 exons. Lineage: Eukaryota; Metazoa; Porifera; Calcarea; Leucosolenida; Sycettidae. The record is from RefSeq and is a predicted model, not a curated record. The coding region runs from base 92 to 733 and encodes 213 amino acids. Gene Ontology annotation, molecular function: RNA binding.
GUGCGUUCAGCAGAAGAAAAUCGUCAAAGCUGUUCCUCCUCACUUUCUUUCUUGGAUAUAGCACUCUUUACUUGCUUUGCCAGUUUCAACAAUGGGGGACGAAUCAACCGGUCUCGCUGUAUUUGUGGGCAACUUGCCUUACCGUCUGGAAGAGCAAGAUCUGGAAGACUUUUUCCAUGGCUCCGACGUGAAGAACAUUCGAAUUAUCCGUGACCGGGAAACGGGAAGAGCAAGAGGUUUCGGAUUCGUCGAAUUUCAUGACCAGCGCUCUCUGGACAAUGCCUUGGAGAAGGAUGGCAAAAAUCUGAUGGACCGCCCCAUUCAGGUUCAGAAGUCCCGUCCCAGCCAAGGUGGCUCUCGCGGUGGUGGUGGUGGCGGUGGCUACGGCGGCGGUGGUGGCUACGGCGGUGGCCGCUCUCGUGACGGCGGCGGACGCUCCGGCGGCGGUGGCUACAGCAGCGGUGGCGGCGGCGGAUAUGGUGGCGGUGGACGCUCCGGUGGUGGCGGCGGUGGCUACAGCAGCGGUGGUGGCGGCGGACGCUCCGGCGGCGGUGGCUACAGCAGCGGUGGCGGCGGCGGCGGAUAUGGUGGCGGUGGACGCUCCGGCGGCGGCGGCGGUUACAGCAGCGGUGGCGGCGGUUAUGACCGUGAUGGUGGCCGGGAUAGAAGAGAUGAUGGAUAUAGGGGUAGUUAUGGUGGCCGAUCAGGUGGUGGUGGCGGUGGCCGCUAUUAGGCACUCCUGUGUACUGGUGCACUCACAGCAGCUGCUGCUUGAAUGGAGUUCGCAAGUGUCAUCCUUUACCGGCGGAGCAGUCUUUUUUACUUCUUGGUCGUGUGCCUGUGCAGUCUGGCUACAUUCCUUUGGGACAACUUUUCUUAUUCUUCCUCUGUGAUUACCAACGUAUACUCUGUACUUUCGUAUACCUUUGCCAGUACGGCGUAUGGCUGGAGUCCCUUGCCCUGACCCACCUCUGGUUUUUUGAGAUUCCCAGCUGUGUGUUUGUUAGAACAUUGCAUCAUCAGCGCAUUGCUACCACUGUAGUUUUGUAGGCGAUUUCUCUUCUCAUGCAACUUGAAUCAUUCUGAUUUAUCUCGCCUGGUGCAAUUACAGCAUGUCCGAUGUAGGACAGACUUGUC